Mustela erminea (ermine) is the source of this 4198-nucleotide messenger RNA. RefSeq names its product cadherin 12 (gene CDH12). The transcript is spliced from 12 exons. Gene Ontology annotation, biological process: cell morphogenesis; calcium-dependent cell-cell adhesion; adherens junction organization. The record is from RefSeq and is a predicted model, not a curated record. Gene Ontology annotation, molecular function: calcium ion binding; cadherin binding. Gene Ontology annotation, cellular component: plasma membrane; adherens junction; catenin complex. The coding region runs from base 664 to 3048 and encodes 794 amino acids. Lineage: Eukaryota; Metazoa; Chordata; Mammalia; Carnivora; Mustelidae.
GCUAAUCUCCUUGCAAAUUAUAGUCAUAGUUGCAGUUCAUCCAUCAGGCUGGAAAAGACAGGAUUCCCAAGUGGCCUCGGAGCCUUUUCCAGUGCCCAGGAGACCCGCCGACCCUCCGCGCGUGUUGCGUGCGCACAGGGAGUGUUUCCCCGCUAAUCAGGUCAAUGAUUAUCGCCCGGCUCCGGGGACCUGCCAGGAGCCUAUCACAGCAGUUAGGGAGCCACCAAACGCAGCGUGCUGGCGGAGGAUCUCCCGUUAGGAAACAUCGCUUAGUCCUCAUUUACUCACUGGAACCUCUAAGGAUUUCAGCUUAUCUUUUUGUCCUCGUAGACAGUGAGAGGCUCAGCAUAAACAGGGAAAAGACGCACCGCAGGCAGCUACUUGGAGAGUGUUGAUUGAAAACUUGGAUCUCCCCACCCCAUUCACGGUUGAUUUGACUGAUGUCUCACCUCAUUCACAGAGAAUAUUUCAAUUAAGGUCCCUUUAGAUGGGAUGUAAUACAACAGAAGCCUUUUCAUCAAAAGGAUUAAUGCCUGCAUUAUCACUUCUGCAAUAAAAUAGAAAGUCAAGUGGUGGAGGCCACAAACACCUCAAACCUGGAUUCCACAAUUCUACAUUAAGUGCUGGAGUUUUUAUUACUUUGCUGUUGGAAAGCCUUUGCCAAUGCUUACAAGGAACUGCUUAUCCCUGCUUCUCUGGGUCCUGUUUGAUGGAGGUCUCCUAACACCCCUUCAACCACAGCCACGACAGACUUUAGCCACAGAACCGACAGAAAAUGUUAUCCACCUGCCAGGGCGCCGGCCACAUUUCCAACGAGUUAAACGGGGCUGGGUAUGGAAUCAAUUUUUUGUGCUGGAGGAAUACAUGGGCUCCGAGCCUCAAUAUGUGGGAAAGCUCCAUUCUGACUUAGAUAAAGGAGAGGGGACUGUUAAAUACACCCUCUCGGGAGAUGGCGCUGGCACAGUUUUUACCAUUGAUGAAACUACAGGCGACAUCCAUGCAAUCAGGAGCCUGGACAGAGAAGAAAAACCUUUCUACACACUCCGUGCUCAGGCCGUGGACAUAGAAACCAGGAAGCCCCUAGAGCCUGAAUCAGAAUUCAUCAUCAAAGUACAGGAUAUUAAUGAUAAUGAGCCAAAGUUUCUGGAUGGACCCUACGUUGCUAGUGUCCCAGAAAUGUCUCCUGUGGGUGCAUAUGUGCUCCAGGUCAAGGCCACAGACGCGGAUGACCCGACCUAUGGAAACAGUGCCAGAGUCGUUUAUAGCAUUCUUCAGGGACAACCUUAUUUCUCUAUUGAUCCCAAGACAGGUGUUAUUAGAACAGCUUUGCCAAACAUGGACAGGGAAGUCAAAGAACAAUACCAAGUCCUCAUCCAAGCCAAGGAUAUGGGCGGACAACUAGGAGGGUUAGCUGGAACGACAAUUGUCAACAUCACCCUCACGGAUGUCAAUGACAAUCCACCUCGAUUCCCUAAAAGUAUCUUCCAUCUGAAAGUUCCAGAGUCUUCUCCUAUUGGCUCGGCCAUUGGAAGAAUAAGAGCUGUGGAUCCUGAUUUUGGACAAAAUGCAGAAAUCGAAUACAAUAUCGUUCCAGGAGAUGGGGGAAAUUUGUUUGACAUCGUCACAGAUGAGGAUACGCAAGAAGGAGUCAUCAAAUUGAAAAAGCCAUUAGAUUUUGAAACAAAGAAGGCGUAUACUUUCAAAGUAGAGGCCUCCAACGUUCACCUUGACCACAGGUUUCACUCCGCGGGCCCCUUUAAAGACACGGCCACCGUGAAGAUCAGCGUGCUGGAUGUGGAGGAACCCCCGGUGUUCAGCAAACCGCUCUACACCAUGGAGGUUUACGAAGACACUCCAAUUGGGACCAUCAUCGGAGCUGUCACCGCACAAGACCUCGACGUGGGCAGUAGUGCUGUUAGGUACUUCAUAGAUUGGAAGAGUGAUGAGGACAGCUACUUUACAAUAGACGGAACCGAAGGAACCAUCGCCACUAAUGAAUUACUAGACAGAGAAAGCACCGCGCAGUAUAAUUUCUCCAUAAUUGCGAGUAAAGUUAGUAACCCAUUAUUAAGCAGUAAAGUCAACAUAUUGAUUAAUGUCUUAGAUGUCAAUGAAUUUCCUCCAGAAAUAUCUGUGCCGUAUGAGACAGCUGUGUGUGAAAAUGCCAAACCAGGACAGAUAAUUCAGAUAGUCAGCGCUGCAGACCGAGAUCUUUCUCCUGCUGGGCAGCAAUUCUCCUUUAGAUUAUCACCUGAAGCUACCAUCAAACCAAAUUUUACAGUCCGUGACUUCAGAAACAACACAGCUGGAAUUGAAACCCGAAGAAAUGGAUACAGCCGCAGGCAGCAGGAGUUGUAUUUCCUCCCUGUUGUAAUAGAAGACAGCAGCUAUCCUGUGCAGAGCAGUACAAACACAAUGACCAUUCGAGUUUGUAGAUGUGACUCUGAUGGGACCAUCCUGUCUUGUAAUGUGGAAGCAAUUUUUCUACCUGUGGGACUCAGCACUGGGGCUUUGAUUGCAAUCCUACUGUGCAUUGUUAUACUCUUAGCCAUAGUUGUGCUGUAUGUAGCUCUGCGAAGGCAGAAGAAGAAAGACACUUUAAUGACCUCUAAAGAAGACAUCAGAGACAACGUUAUCCAUUACGAUGAUGAAGGAGGUGGGGAGGAGGACACCCAGGCUUUCGACAUUGGUGCUCUGCGAAAUCCAAAAGUGAUUGAGGAUAACAAAAUUCGCAGGGAUAUAAAACCAGACUCUCUCUGUUUACCUCGUCAGAGACCACCGGUGGAAGAUAACACAGACAUACGGGAUUUCAUUAAUCAAAGGCUACAGGAGAAUGAUGUGGACCCAACCGCCCCACCAUACGAUUCAUUGGCAACAUAUGCGUAUGAAGGAAAUGGCUCAGUAGCAGACUCUCUUAGCUCUAUAGACUCUCUCACCACAGAAGCGGACCAGGACUACGACUAUCUGACAGACUGGGGACCCCGUUUUAAAGUCUUGGCAGACAUGUUUGGUGAAGAAGAGAGUUAUAACCCCGAUAAAGUCACUUAGGGCAAAAGUGAAGGAUAAAACACAACCAAAAGGAGACAUUUAAGAAAAAGAAACACAAGUAGAAAUCGCACACACACAUACACACCGGUGUACACAUGUGCACACACACACACACACACACACAUCAGGCUUUAUAGGACACAAUCCUUUGAUUAUCUGGGUUUCUAGCAAGUUGCUAUAUUUAUCAUAUUGUGAGUUUUUUUUUUUUUUUUUCUGCCAACACAAGAUAAAUCCUAUUAUGUGUACUUGCUUGGUUUUGUUUUGUUAUUUUGGAAACACACUGAGACAAGCUCAGGCCUAUUAAAUACGAUUUACUGACAUGACAACUUAGAAUGAAGAUAGCUAUGUGGCAUCACGGUGGAAGAGUGUUAGAUUUUUCUUAAUUCCACUAAAGUGCCUAUUGAAACUCUUAUCAUUUAAAAUGGUGUACAAUACACUCUGCUGUGAUGGCAUUGCAGGAUUCAGAGAUAAUACAGAGGACAGAAAACAGAGACACUAUCUUUAUGUCAAGGAGCAAUAGCGACAUGCUGACUUCCAAUUCCUCUUGAGGAAAAGAGAAGAAUACUUUCUGAACUCCAUCUUCUUAUAUUCAGAGUUUCUUUUUCUCUUUUUUAAACUGUAUGCCAAAACACAUUUGUUUUUCCUACCCUUUCAGAAAAUUGAAAUAAAUGCGAUACUAUCAAAUGCUUUAUGUAAGUCCUGAAUUUUAAGAGCAAUGUUUGAACUUAACAUUAGUUCAUAUUAAAGGUGUUCAGUAAAAUGUUCUUUUUUUUCCAAAAAAAAAAAAAAAACUAAAAAAAAGAAGUUAAAAAAAUCCCUCUUGAUAAAGAGAGGCCUCAGGGCUGAAACUCCACAUUAAAAUAAAUAUUGGUUUUGUCUUCAUACUGUGCUGGUGUGUGGAAAGUUGGUUUUAAAAAAUCACCAGAUUAUGAAAGUCUUCAGUCACAGAUAACAUUUUUAAGUUGUCUCUCCAUGAAAUUUUUUAAGGAAAAAAGUGCCAUUAAUUUAAACAUGGGAAGAAAAAUUCGUUAUAUAACUUCUCAGAGUUUCUUAUAAACUAGUCAUUUUUUUUGUCAGCAAAGACAAUUAAAAUACAUAUACAGGAUGGAUUUAUAGCAUGUCUAAAAAUAUUCAUCAUAUAUUACCAAAC